Molecule: messenger RNA, 909 nt
Organism: Salvelinus namaycush (lake trout)
Lineage: Eukaryota; Metazoa; Chordata; Actinopteri; Salmoniformes; Salmonidae
Gene: cdk5r1b
Product: cyclin-dependent kinase 5, regulatory subunit 1b (p35)
Exons: 1
Coding region: 1-909 (302 amino acids)
Biological process (GO): activation of protein kinase activity; positive regulation of cyclin-dependent protein serine/threonine kinase activity; brain development
Cellular component (GO): cytoplasm; protein kinase 5 complex
Molecular function (GO): protein kinase binding; cyclin-dependent protein serine/threonine kinase activator activity
Source: RefSeq, a predicted model, not a curated record
AUGGGAACCGUUCUGUCUCUCUCUCCCAGCUACAGGAAGGCGUCCCUCUUCGAAGAUGGGCCAGCCACGGUGGGCCACUACACAGCUGUUCAGAAUAGCAAGAAUGCCAAAGACAAGAACCUGAAGCGUCACUCGCUCAUCAACGUUCUGCCAUGGAAGCGCAUCGUGGCAGUGUCAGCCAAGAAAAAGGGCUCCAAGAAGGUGCAGCCCAACACCACCUAUCAGAAUAAUGUGACCCAUCUCAACAAUGAGAACCUGAAGAAGUCUCAGUCCUGCGCCAACCUGUCCACUUUCACCCAGGACCAGAGCACCCCAGCCCUCGUCAAGAGCUCCAACAACGCUGUCUCGUCGGUCAAGAAGGCCCCCCUGACCAACUCCAAUGCGGCCCCCGGCACGCCCAAGAGGGUGAUCGUCCAGGCCUCCACCAGCGAGCUGCUGCGCUGCCUGGGUGAGUUCCUGUGCCGGCGCUGCUACAGACUAAAGCACAUGUGUCCCACCGACCCGGUCCUGUGGCUGCGGAGCGUGGACCGCUCGCUGCUCCUCCAGGGCUGGCAAGACCAGGGGUUCAUCACCCCGGCCAACGUGGUGUUUGUCUACAUGCUGUGCCGCGAUGUGGUCUCCUCUGAGGUGGCAAACGAACAUGAGCUGCAGGCCGUGCUGCUCACCUGCCUCUACCUGUCCUACUCCUACAUGGGCAACGAGAUCUCCUACCCACUGAAACCCUUCCUGGUGGAGAGCUCCAGGGACAUCUUCUGGGACCGCUGCCUGUCCAUCAUCAACCUGAUGAGCGCUAAGAUGCUUCAGAUCAACUCGGACCCGCACUACUUCACCCAGGUGUUUGCCGACCUGAAGAACGAAAGCCAGAAGGAGGAGGAGAGGAGCCGCUUGCUCAUUGGUCUGGACCGGUGA